Messenger RNA from Suhomyces tanzawaensis NRRL Y-17324, 1167 nucleotides. It is a transcript of the gene FGR3, whose product is annotated as Fgr3p. Gene Ontology annotation, molecular function: SUMO ligase activity. The transcript has a single exon. The record is from RefSeq and is a predicted model, not a curated record. NCBI's taxonomy places the organism in Eukaryota, Fungi, Ascomycota, Pichiomycetes, Serinales, Debaryomycetaceae. The coding region runs from base 1 to 1167 and encodes 388 amino acids. Gene Ontology annotation, biological process: protein sumoylation.
AUGAUUCCCAAAAUUCGGUUACGAGGAUACACCGAACAUUCCAACGUAUCCAUCUUAUCAUCACAAGGAGGCUCACAAGGACCAGUGUUCAAGGUCACCAUACGGCUCCCCCAGCAUGUGUUGGAGGAAUUGGAGGAGGAGACAGAACUGUUCAACUACGACUUAGAGCCUCCCAGAACACCCAAGAUACGACCGAAGCCCAGCAUCGCAAGUCACGAAGAUGAUGAGGAUACAAUAUUUGCACGCAGAACCACCCCCAAAAUCCAUCCCAGUAGUCACGAGGACGAGGACGAUGUAAACUAUAAGGAGUUGUUGCGUCUCGACCAGGAGUUGAACAAAGUACUCCAGCAACCCAUCAAAAAAGAGCCAGCCAGCCAAAAGGAGAAAUACCACGGGUACCGUCCAAUUCCCAAGAACAUCAUUCCCCUAAUCGAGAAAGAGCUCGCCCGAUUAAAUCCUGACGAUAGCGACGAAUUGGGCAUUAUCGACAAAAUCGUGUUCUCGUUGAAGGACCCUUUGGCUGCAAGCAAGAUCAGGCUCCCAGUAAAGUCUUCUAAGUGCAUCCAUUUCGAGUGCUUCGACUUUGAGAAUUUCUGUGUGUUCAACAAGAUCCCGAAAGGCAUCCAGAACUUGUUGAAAAAGGACAUAGCCAAGCGUAACUACCAGAAGCUAGCAUUCGAAAAGAGGCGUGGACUCCGCCAAACCACCCGGAACCAAAAUCAAGAUUCUGACGUGGUUAAGAUAAUUCUGAGUCCUAAGAGCUUCCAUCAAAAUGCUCCCAAGUACAAGUGUCCGCUAUGCGAUAGACAAUUUGCAUUACACGAGCUCAUAGUUGACGAUUCGUACAACUACUUCGUCCGGAACACCCCGCAGGAGACAGAAAGAAUUGAAAUAUUGGAUAUGAAGCAGUAUAAGAUCGUGGAUGAGAUGAGGUCCAAGUCUGUCACCGCCGACGAGGAGGUUAUUGUGCUAUCUUCAGACGAAGAUGACAUGGUGCCCACUUACCCGAGACUGUCUACAACUCCUGCUGCGGAAACAACAUUUGAGGAUAGUGAAAACGAGCUUUUCAAUGAUGGCUUAGACGAGGAGUUGCUUAAUCUAGGUAGUAAUGACAAUGCCUACUUUAAGGGGAGUGGAAGCUGGGAAGAUCCAUUAACUUUGGAUUAA